Paecilomyces variotii is the source of this 1129-nucleotide messenger RNA. Its product is annotated as Thg1 C terminal domain-containing protein. The transcript has 8 exons. The record is from RefSeq and is a predicted model, not a curated record. NCBI's taxonomy places the organism in Eukaryota, Fungi, Ascomycota, Eurotiomycetes, Eurotiales, Thermoascaceae. Gene Ontology annotation, biological process: tRNA modification. Gene Ontology annotation, molecular function: tRNA guanylyltransferase activity; magnesium ion binding. Bases 140 to 1021 code for a protein of 293 amino acids.
CGAGGAUACUUAUUCCACCAUGAAUCCCGCGCGAGUCACUAGCCACAUCCACCUAGCAUCAAAUCGCAUCGCAUACUCUACAGAGCCUGCAUCCAAUCCUCUAUGUCAUUCAACGAUGCAUAGAAAUCAGUAAACAGACAUGGCUAAUUCGAAAUAUGAGUACGUCAAGCAGUUCGAGCAGCCGGACGCGUUACUUCCGAAUGCUUGGAUAGUCGUCAGAAUUGAUGGGAGGGGAUUCCAUAAGCUAUCCGAUAAAUAUGGCUUUCGAAAACCCAACGAUCGCCGGGCACUGGACCUCAUGAAUGCUGCUGCUGUAGAGGUCAUGAAAGACCUUACGGAUCUGGUUAUUGCCUAUGGUGUUAGUGACGAGUACAGCUUUGUAUUCCAUCCGACGUGUCAAUUAUUCGAGAGGAGAUGCGGAAAACUCGUCACGACCAUCGUAUCGACCUUUACGGCGCACUAUAUUUUCAAGUGGCCCACUUUCUUCCCUGAUACCCCUCUUGAACCAUCGUCACUGCCGAGUUUCGAUGGGAGGGCUGUUCUGUAUCCGACUACGGCCAAUCUGAGAGAUUAUAUGAGCUGGAGACAGGUUGAUUGCCACAUCAACAAUCUUUAUAAUACCACUUUCUGGACCAUGGUUCAGAAAGGUGGGAUGACCAACACAGAUGCAGAGAGGGAAUUGAAGGGCACCGUAUCAUCUGACAAGAACGAGAUCCUGUUCACACGAUUCGGAAUCAACUAUAACAACGAGCCGGAAAUAUAUAAGAAAGGAAGCGUCGUCUAUCGCCAGUACGAAUUAGAAGAUCCGAAUUCUGCAGAAGCGACAAAUGAACCGAAACAGGAAGACGCCAGCUCGGCUCUACAGAAAGAUAUUUCAAAGACUCAGCAGGAGAAAAUCAGGAAGCUACGACGGAAAGCGAGAGUGGUUGUUGAUCAUGUUGAUAUCAUCAAGGAUGAUUUCUGGCAGAGACGGCCGUGGAUACUUUCGAAUAAGCCUGGGAAGCUCCCGACGGAGGAGUAAUGCUUUUUCUUUGGCUGAGUUACGUUCUACAUAAAACGAAUUAUGUUUCGUGUUUCAUGCGAAUGAUUGAAUGAAAAGAAAUAUGCUUUUCUAGGAAGUUGCUGAAAA